AUGAAGUUUCUAGUAUUAGGUGAUAGUCAUGCUCGACGUAUGCCUUCAAGAUUUAUGACAUCAUCUUAUUCUUUGAUCAUUAAAUCUAUUCCAGGUUUAAAAUUUAUAGAUUAUCAUGAUAAAAAACUUUCGUUAUUACAUUUAUUAUUUUCAUCUAAAAUUCAAUAUUUGUUAUCUGAAGCAGAUGGAAUUAUAUUGUUAGUUGGAACAAACUCAGUUAGAAUUCAUUCAGCACGUACAAUUAUUUCACAAAUUGAAGCAAUAAUUUUUUUCAUUCGUAAGGUGUAUCCUAAAUUUAAUCAACGUGAAAGUAUUACUAUACCUUUAUCUUUUCCUUGUGUAAAAACUACUCGUAAAUUUUCAAAAAAAUAUGCUUUAAUAUCAAAUAUCCAAUUUUAUAAUUAUCGUUUAUAUCAAUUAUCAUUUGAAUUAAAUUUUAAUACUAUAGAUUUUCGUAUAACGUCAAGUCAGUUAGCAAUUGACAAAAUGCAUAUACGUCGUCAUUACUAUUAUCGUAUUUUUAAUUUUUUGGUUAAAUAUUUAAAUAAUUUAACCAAAAAUUGA
Molecule: messenger RNA, 564 nt
Organism: Adineta steineri
Lineage: Eukaryota; Metazoa; Rotifera; Eurotatoria; Adinetida; Adinetidae
Source: the annotation of a GenBank genome assembly